This is a messenger RNA of Pogona vitticeps (central bearded dragon), 1462 nucleotides long. The record is from RefSeq and is a predicted model, not a curated record. NCBI's taxonomy places the organism in Eukaryota, Metazoa, Chordata, Lepidosauria, Squamata, Agamidae.
GAUCCCAGCCCUUUUCUGGGCGGCGCCAACCGGGGGGCGGCUUCUCUUCCUCUUUAAGGCACCGGCGCCCGGGCGCCCCGGCCUCUUCUUACGCCCGAGGGACGAUUGAAGCCUCCUCGCGAAGCGCGCAGGGCCAGAGCCAGAGGCGGAGCGGAGGCGAGGCGGUUUCCCCCGACUGGGUGCCCUCCUCCGGCAGCAUGGAGACGUUGCGAGGGGCUGCGGGCGUGCGACUCCUCCUGGCCGCGCUCUUCCUUCUCCUCCAGCAACUGCGCUUGGGCGCCGGCAUCGCCUGUCCCUGUCAGGAUCCCGCGCUCUGCACCCCCAUCUCCGGCACCAGGGAGUUCGAGGUAUUAGUAUUCGAUAUUGGUGGGUCAACCUGGAGGUUUUAUAACUGGACACACAUUACAACCGUUGCAACUUUUGGAAAAUAUGAUCCUGAGCUUAUGUGUUAUGCACACUCAAGAGGAGCUAGAGUCGUUUUAAAAGGAGAUGUUCUUGUCACAAAAAUUGUUGAUCCUGCCUUCAGAGCAGCCUGGAUAAAACAACAGGUGGACCUGGCAAAAAAACAGUACAUGGAUGGAAUCAAUAUAGACAUUGAGCAAGAGGUUGCCCGGUCUUCACCAGAAUAUGAUGCCUUAACAGCUUUGGUUAAAGAAACAACAGAAGCUUUUCACAAAGCAAUUCCUGGAUCUCAGGUAACUUUUGAUAUAGCCUGGUCUCCCCACUGCAUAGACAAAAGAUGUUACAACUACACUGGGAUUGCUGAAUCUUGUGAUUUCGUGUUUGUGAUGUCAUAUGAUGAACAGAGUCAAGUCUGGUCAGACUGCAUAGCAAGAGCCAAUGCUCCAUACAACCAAACCAUAGCUGCAUAUGAACAGUACAUCCGCAUGGGCAUUGAUCCGAAGAAGAUUGUGAUGGGUGUCCCAUGGUACGGCUAUGAUUACACCUGCCUAAGCUUAUCUGAGGAUCAUGUGUGUUCCAUAGCAAAAGUCCCUUUCCGAGGGGCUCCAUGCAGUGAUGCAGCAGGGCGCCAGGUCCCCUAUAAACUCAUCAUGGAUCAGGUAGAUACCUCUCUUUCUGGGAUCCUGUGGGAUGAGGAAUAUGAAGCACCAUAUUUGGAAUACAAAGCUCCAAAUGGCGCUUUCCAUCAAGUGUGGUUUGAUAAUCCUAAAAGCAUUUCUCUGAAGGCAGAUUACGUGACAGAAGCUGGCCUAAGAGGCAUCGGUAUGUGGAAUGGCGAUUGCCUUAACUAUUCUGGAGGCUCUGUAGCCGAAUACCAAACAGAAGCAAUGUGGGAAGCCUUGACACCAGAGGGACCAUAAGAGACUAUCCAUAGUAUGCCACAUAAAACUUAUAUGUAGUAUUCUUUCCUUUUUUUAAAAAUGUAUUUUGAUAAUUUUAAUCCAUUCUUUUCAAUGAUUGCAUUAUGGGCAGAAGGGUGAAGUACAAACAAAUGAAUAAG